AAUUGUUGUAUAUCAUGUACAUUGGACUAGUCAAAUUCAUAUCUUUGGUCUAAAAGUCGUCUUUCAAUUCCAUAGUUUUACAGUUAUCACUGAAAGGAAAUAAGGAAGGAAAAUUUAAAUUUUUUUCAGAUGAUGAGUGAUUUUGAAUGUUUAACUAACUGUUCUAUGAUCGACCCAGAAACCUGCACUAUCUUACAGUCUGGUAAACAGUAUCAAGAGGCUCUUUACGACGAGGAUGGCUGUUUUGAACCUGAACGAUAUUUUCGUGAAAACAACAGUAUAAAUGUUUAUAUUCAGGUUUCUCGAAUUUUCUCGAUCCUGAUUAUUGUCCUUGGAGGGGCUGGGUUCGUGGGAAACCUUAUCUCUAUUCUCAUCUUCUCCAGGCCUGACAUGAGAAACUGUUUUGGACAAAUUCUGAUCUCUCUAAACUUUUUCGACAGUUUACACAUUGGGUUCUCAAUACUGGAAAGUUUAAGGAAUAACUUUGAGAGUUCCUACCCUGAUCUCCUACUGCACAUCUUUCCAUUCUUUCACUACCCUAUGUAUAGGAUGUCGAUGUGUGCGUCUAUCUUCCUUCUGAUUGGAACAGGCGUAGAACGUUAUCUUGCCGUCUGCAGACCUCAUCACUAUCAUACGGUUCAAAAUCAGACAUUCCGAGCUCUCUACUACAUCUUACCCAGCACAAUUGCCGCUAUUCUCAUCAACAUUCCCAGAUUCUUUGAUAUUGAAAUUGCAAAUCUCUGUCUCGAUUUUACUGACUGCGGUUGUGAGAAAAUUGAAAGGUAA
Messenger RNA from Eurytemora carolleeae, 786 nucleotides. RefSeq names its product FMRFamide receptor. Gene Ontology annotation, molecular function: G protein-coupled receptor activity. The record is from RefSeq and is a predicted model, not a curated record. Gene Ontology annotation, cellular component: membrane. Gene Ontology annotation, biological process: G protein-coupled receptor signaling pathway. The coding region runs from base 130 to 786 and encodes 218 amino acids. The transcript has 8 exons. Lineage: Eukaryota; Metazoa; Arthropoda; Copepoda; Calanoida; Temoridae.